Messenger RNA from Saccostrea cuccullata (small rock oyster), 1459 nucleotides. Its product is annotated as RYamide receptor-like. Gene Ontology annotation, biological process: G protein-coupled receptor signaling pathway. Lineage: Eukaryota; Metazoa; Mollusca; Bivalvia; Ostreida; Ostreidae. Gene Ontology annotation, molecular function: neuropeptide binding; neuropeptide receptor activity. The coding region runs from base 188 to 1387 and encodes 399 amino acids. Gene Ontology annotation, cellular component: neuron projection; plasma membrane. The transcript has 4 exons. The record is from RefSeq and is a predicted model, not a curated record.
AGAGCCUCACAUGAGGCAUAAAAGUACAAACUAGAAAUAAAUCAACAAUGAUAAGUGAAGAAUUUGAUGAACUACGUCAUCUAUGGAGCGAACAUCAACAAAAACUGGACAAGAGACCCUCAAAACUCCUCUGGAUACCUGCACACAACUACAGAUCAUGAACACUGAAGAUCCCACAUCUACCUAAAUGAUGGAAUACGAAAAUUCCUCGUUACCAAACAGUACUAUCGUUGGAAAUAAAACAAAAGACACCGAAGGGGAAUUUGUGUACGAACCCCUUAAAGUUCCAGGCUAUGUCCAGGCCAUCAUCAUCACGGCAUAUUCCAUCACCAUUCUUCUCUCAGUGGGCGGUAAUGGGACAGUUUGUUACAUAGUAUUUCGAGCCCGGCGGAUGAGGACAGUCAUGAACUUCUUCAUCGUCAGCCUCGCUCUCAGUGACAUUUUAAUGGCGGUCUUCUGCAUCCCCUUCACCUUUAUCGCCAACCUUGUCCUCAAUGAAUGGCCCUUCGGGGAGACGAUGUGUCCCGUCGUAACAUUCCUACAAUCUGUCACCGUGUUUCUGAGCUCCCUAACACUCGUCGCAAUUAGCAUCGACCGAUACGUCGCCAUCAUAUACCCCUUCCGAGCUAAGAUGACCAAAAUGCAGGCAUUUAUUGUGAUAUCAGUGAUUUGGUUGUUUUCUUUUGUGAUUAAUAUGCCGACUGCCUUGACAGCUCGGACGCAUACAUACCUUAACGUAUCAACAGCACCAGAGUUUUGUGAGGAAAUUCUCUGGCAAGACCAAACCUUGGAGUACAUUUAUGGAGUAGCCAUAUUGUUACUUCAGUAUUUCAUUCCUCUCAUUAUCUUUAUUUGUGCAUAUGGUAGAAUCAUCAUCGCAAUGUGGGUUAAAAAGACCCCUGGUGAGGCAAUGUCGUCACGUGAUCAGAGGAUGUCGGAAUCAAAGAAAAAGAUAAUCCGGAUGAUGAUAGUUGUUGUGGCAAUCUAUGCUACUUGCUGGCUUCCAUUAAACGUCAUCAACAUCGCUGGCGACGUCAACCCCAGCAUCUACGACACGAAGGGUAUGAACUAUAUUUGGAUGGCAUGCCAUUGGCUCGCGAUGAGUAACUGCAUGUACAAUCCCUUUAUCUACUGCUGGAUGAAUGCAAAGUUCAGGAAUGGAUUCCGAAGAGUACUUAGUCAUUUGACUUGUGGUUACGUCAGAGUGGCGGACGAAGUUGAAAUGUCUAUUUUCCGCCGCCAUGACACUGUAAAUACGUCGGUAGGGGGCAGCAUACAGAGAUAUUAUAAACAAACUUCCGUUACUUCCUCAAACGAAUGUUCCUCUCCUCGAGAAAAAAUCAAGAGCAACGGACAUGUUUACAACCCGGUGCCAUCUAGUAUUUAGUUAACAAAUAUCCGCAUUGUUGAAUAAACUAUAUCGUAUAUCGUAUUUGUCAUAAUAAAUGUAUGUUUUUCU